Molecule: messenger RNA, 1170 nt
Organism: Boleophthalmus pectinirostris (great blue-spotted mudskipper)
Lineage: Eukaryota; Metazoa; Chordata; Actinopteri; Gobiiformes; Gobiidae
Product: homeodomain-interacting protein kinase 2-like
Exons: 9
Coding region: 1-1170 (389 amino acids)
Biological process (GO): peptidyl-threonine phosphorylation; peptidyl-serine phosphorylation; positive regulation of transcription by RNA polymerase II
Cellular component (GO): nucleus; cytoplasm; PML body
Molecular function (GO): transcription coactivator activity; protein tyrosine kinase activity; SMAD binding
Source: RefSeq, a predicted model, not a curated record
AUGUUCAACUGCAGACGAGGCGACACCGGGAAGAGUGUGACCAUCAAGCUGCCGCAUUCACACAACAAGACUCAGCGUGAGGUCCAACUGCUGGAAACAACUGCAGAACAGGAGGCGGAUCAUCAAAAUAUAGUGACAUUUAUUGAAAAGUUGCCAACCGGCCGUGGGGAGGCUCUAGUUUUGGAGGAGCUCAGUAUGAACUUAACUUCGUACAUGAAACAACUCUCCCCACUGCCCAUGAGUGACGUCCAGGCCGUUGUCCAGCAGACGGCCACGGCUCUACAGACCCUGGAGUCCAAGGGGAUAAUCCAUACGGGUGUUUCAAUGGAAAACAUCUGGCUGUGUCACCGUAGCAACGAGCCAAUUAAGAUCAAACUGGCCGAUUUUGGAGCUUUUAUGGAGCGGAAGAGGACGAUACCGGACAUGACGGCGCAACGUGUCCCCUACAGAGCUCCAGAAAUCAUCCUCGGACUCCCGUUCGACGAGGCCAUAGACGUCUGGUCUCUGGGCACCAUGUCGGUCACUUUGCUCACUGGGUUUGAUCUGUUUCCCGACCGAACAGAAUUUGAGACUCUGACGACUAUAGUCAAAAUAUUGGGUCAACCUCCUGACCACGUCCUCAGUGAAGCGGUCAACACCCAUGAGUAUUUCAGUGCUGACGGGACCAGCUGGAAGAUAAAGACCACAGAUCAGUUUGAAAGUUCUUCUAAACUGCCUCCGAAUACGAUCAAGGCCCAUGAAACAGACGCCUUUGACUCUCUGGAUGAAGUGAUCGACGCCAAAAUUAGACACAGUUAUGACAGCGCUGAGCUCGGUGCCUUUAUUGACCUGGUGAAGGCGAUGCUCUGUCUGGACGGGACUCAGAGGAUCACUGCUGCUCAGACCCUGGAGCACGACUUUAUCAGGGGCGGCGGCGGCGGCGGAGGCGGAGGCGGGGCGGCGGCGGCGGCGGCGGCGGAGGCGGCGGCGGAGGCGGCGGCGGAGGCGGCGGCGGCGGCGGCGGUGAAGGCGGCGGUGGCGGCGGCGGCAGCAGAAACAGUGCGGAGGAAAAGAUCUAAAACAACAGUGAUCACGGCUGAAUCAAGUUCAUCUGAAGCUCAGCGGCAGGGGCCGACGGGGGCCGACGCCCCGGGGGCCGACGCCCCGGGGGCCGACGCUGUCGGCAGGUGA